GCGGCGCCGGGGGAUGGCGGCGGAGCUGCAGGAGCUGCGGGCGCUGGUGGAGCGGGCGGGCGGGCGGCGGGCCGUGCUGCUGGUGGCCGAGGUGGCGGAGGGGGCCCCGGCGGCGGCCACGCUGGCCGCCUUCGCCCGCGACCUCAUGGGCGACGAGGCGCCGCCGGGGCCGGUGCCGGGAUGCCGGUCCCGGCGGCGGGCGGGCGGCGGGCGGCGGGCGCUCUCAGCGCGGCUGCUGCUGGUGCUGUGCCGCGGCGGGACGGCGCGGGGCCGCGGGGCCCGGGCCCGGCUGCGGGAGGUGGUGCGGGACGUGCGGGGCCGCCUGCCCCCGGCACCGCCGCCCGCCGUCGUCGGCGUCCUCCUGCCCGGCGGGGACGGGGAGGACGCGGCGGUGCUGGACGCCACGCUGAGGCGGUACUUCCCGGUGUCCGGUACGGUGCAGGCGGCCCGGUACAGCCCCGGCAGCCCCGCCGCCCUCCGCGACUGCCGCGCCGCCGCCUGCCGAGCCCUGCGGGCCGCUCUGCAGCACCCCGCAGAAGAGGGGAAAGACAGAGAGAGGUGGAGGCUUCUAUCCUUCCUGCGGUGCAUUUCUUGGAGCCGGAGGAGCCGGAGUAAAGGUCAUGAAGCAAAAGCUGCAAACAAUGUUCACGAAGGGCUGGAAGGAGUGUUCCCAAACCGCUUGCAUGUGGGGCUGGGGGGAAGGAGGAAGAGUGCGAUCAGUCUUGGGCUGACUCAGAAGGAAAUUGUUCAGUCUGUGUUGUACCAUUGGCACUUCUGCUCGCCUUUCCCAGCUGUGACUGUCUUUUUGCAGAGAGCUCCCAUGCAGGAGGCUACAAGGUGUGUGGUGUGGAGAUCCAGACUGCUCUACGGAGCACGUAGAUGAGGGGAAGCUCCUCCACUGUAAAAAGCAUAAUGGUCUACGAAAACAACUGAAAUGUUUGUGCACCUUUGAGACGUGUCCUCUAGAGUCAGAAAAUUUAAGUGUCUGAUCUUGCCGUCGGUGCCAGGCAGGUGACGCCUCACGGCCAUGCAGCUUGUUCUGACAUUGCUGAGACUGCAGGAGGCUGGGGAGCUGGGCCCCGUCCUCCUGUGGUCAUAGAUCACCCCUCUUCGUUGAAGCAAUGUUGAGUUUGUAAAACAAAAUGCAAAUCGGUUAUGAAAAAAAUCAGCUGUGCUUAAGUCGUGAGUAUAUAGCAAUUGCUUUGUCCCAUAUUUUCUUUUCAUGUUGUUUUAAGUUGCAUUUUGCAUGAAGACGAGUUUCCCAUUCAGAUCUCCCUUUACCUCCCUCUGCUCUUUGCAGCUGACUUGCAGGACCCCGAGGAAGAGGUGGCUCUGACCAGCCUGUCUCCCAAUGGAAACUGUGAAGAAGCUGCUGGACGCACGGACACCUAGAGCUGCUGUGUCCGUGUCUCGGUUCUGCCCGUGAAUUGGGAGCAGUGGGAGGAGGAGCUGGUGCAUACCCACUCACUCUCUCCUCCGAGGACCCACUGCUUUGGGGAGAAGCUGCUUGGCUUAACUUGCCAGGGUCUUCUGUAGCUGCCAACAGCCUCUGAGGUCUGUGCCAGAGAGCCAUCCUCUGCUGCACCCUCCUGCCCAGGGGUGCCUGGAGCUGCUGAUGGACACUGGGCUUCUGAGAAGCCCUUUGGGGAGGUAUCUCAUGUCCUGGGUGAGAUGAUGUGGGGACUUUGGGUGUGAAAUGCAGCCACCUGCUUGAAGAAAGAGGAAUGCUUUCUAAUUCUGAGCAGAGCUCCCUGCUGAGGUUGCCAGGGCUGGCCUCCCUGAAAAACAGAUCCUGCUGCCUUGUUUUCCUGCUUUAUUGCUGCUUUGAAGUUCCUGCCCCCUCUCUGAUAAGGCAAAAGGAAAAAAAAAAAAAAAAAGAGAGAAAUAAUACACAGUGGUGCGAAGACCGCAAUGGGACUAAGUAUGAGGUCUCUGUAACUGUGCAAUGUGAAGAAAUGCAAUAAUGGCCCGCUGUUGGGUAGCAAGAAUAAUGCAAAAGAUACUGAUAGUAAUGGCAGCUGGAGCAGAGUGUGAUUUGGGAGCAGGAUCCAUCCCUCUGGCUUGUCCUGGUGCUCAUAGACUGACUGAUGGACUGCCUGGGUUGGGGGGGUGGCAGAUGGACACUGCGGUGUGGCUGAUGCUAGACAGGGUUAUGGGAGAGGCCCAUCUUACCUGGGGCAUCUCCAUACCCAUGUGGCGGCUGGUCUUGGAGGUGGCCUGCAGCCUUCCUCUCAACAAGAUGUGGCUGCCGCAUAAAUAAAUAUAAAAAUAAUCUGUUCAAGUAGUUCCAAAGGGCUGCCUGUAGCCUGUGGGGCAAGACAAUUAAUUACAAAUCCUUGGUUUAUGAGUAAUAUUAUUAUAAUGGUAGGAAUACCUUUUUUAUUUUUACUUUAAUGCAACAUAAAAUAGGUCUUGUUUUCCUUUUAGCACAAGCUGGGUUUUGUUUGGGACUGGCUGCCCUUUUGGAGUUUAAGGCCAGAAACUUCAGCCUAUCAUGUCCUGCCUACCUCUUCUCUGCUGAAUUACUUCUGCUGCUGAAUUACGGCAGUAAGUCCUCCCUGCAUGUCUGUGAUUUCUCUCAUUCCUUUUUCGCCAGUGGCAGCUGAAGUGUCUGCAGUCCUGCCAGCUCUGGCCAGUACUCUCUCCCAGCAGUGUGCCUUCUGCAUCUCUCUAGCUCUUACUUGGAGUAGGGGAUGGGUUUUUUUACCCAGCUCUGCUCAUGACCAUGUUCCUCAACGUUUUUCAACAAACCAUUUUUCUGUGCCUUGGUUUCCCCAGCAGUAGGAUGGGGACAGCAACACUUACCUACCUCACUGGAGUAAUGAUGGCAAUGCUGGAGCAGAGCUUAGCAGCUCUUGGGUUUAGAGUUGGUCCCUUUUGUGACGGUGCUUUGCCCUUUUGGCUGUGAGAGAGUGACCGAGCGUGUCGGGGGCAUCCUGGUGGGGUCAAGUGGGAGAGAUGGGGAGCAUUUCCAUGUGUGCUCAGCAAGUCUCUGUUAUCAUGCUGCUCGUUUGAAUGCGUUGGGAUAAUUAGGCUUGGUCUACGUAGGAAAGCUUUGCCUGAAAUACAUCCAUAAGGCGCUGUAGCUGCUCCAUAAGGAGGCGGGAGGGAGGGAGUAGGUGGAUGCCAAGUCCCUGUGAGCAGCAUGUAGGGAAGCGUGUGUCCCAUCUCUUCACAGCAGAAACACUUUCCUGCGUGGGGGUAGGCUGGGGAGAGCGAACCUAGGAGACAGCUGACAUUGGCGGAGCGUGUUGCUCUGCAGAGAGGGCACCGAGCCCACUCUCCUUCCAGCCUGCAGGAUUUCUGGAGGUUUUCAUCGCUUAUGACCAGGUGGAAAAUACACAUGUAUUUUCUUAAUGAAGUCACUUGGUGUGGGUGGCUGUAGUCAGGACCCCAGGGCUUCAGCACCGAGUACUAAGCACAUCUUGGCGAGAUGAAGGUAUCCUCCCGCUCUGUGCCUGGCAUGAGCAUGUAGAUCUGCUGUGCGGUGGAGUCCCUCUGCUGGUCUUCACAGCAGAGCCCAGAUCACUGGGCAGUUAUGUACUUUCCCGAUAAAGCCCUUGGUUAGGUAACUCCAGUGGGACUUGACAGUCUGAUCAGGUGAAUCUAUAUUUCCUUGCAGUAUUUGGCCUUUGCCACAUAGAAUUUACCAAUUGAAGAGGUGGCCCAAGAGUACAGAUUUGCAGUUAAACCUAUCUUAGUGCUACAAAUCCAAUGGAUUUAUUCACAAGUAAUUUUAAAGUAAAUCAUGCAAGUUUACCCUUGCAGUGAGACUUUUGUGGAAGUGGAUGUACUGCCUGGAGUUUAGAAGGUACGAGUGGGAGUACAUUUGACUAAAAGUAUUGUUUUCUUUUGACCGAGGAAUGAAAGUGACUUGAAUUCUUUUUUUCUUUUUUUUCUUUUUCACUAGCUGGGCAUGCGGAGGUGCAGCAGAUAGUUUUACAUGUUUAAUUGAUUUAAUAAUUUAAGGGCACUGUUAUCUCACAUGCUUGCUGUAAAGAAUAA
Molecule: messenger RNA, 4005 nt
Organism: Chroicocephalus ridibundus (black-headed gull)
Lineage: Eukaryota; Metazoa; Chordata; Aves; Charadriiformes; Laridae
Gene: C6H2orf72
Product: chromosome 6 C2orf72 homolog
Exons: 3
Coding region: 14-883 (289 amino acids)
Source: RefSeq, a predicted model, not a curated record